GCGCCCUUCGCGGUGCCGGCCAAGUGUUCAUUGAUUUCGCCGUUGGCCAUCGCUGAUGCUGCCUCUGGCGCAUACCUCAGUUCGUUUCGCGAGGAGUACAAGGCAGCGGGGGCGGCGUGGAUGUUGGACCCGAUUUGCUCGGACAUCGACGACGUCACUGUGGGCCUGCUCGAGGGCGCCAUGGGCGCGUGGUCGGAGGAGCGGCUUGAGCCUGACAAGCCUGGAGUUUGCUUGACAGAGGCUCUGACCAUGCUCGCGGGGCGCGCGGUGGUCACCACGUGGCAUGCUGCUAUGGGCGAGGCGCUCCAGCAGUCCAGCGAAGACCGCGCGUGGCAUCUGUUCAAUGCCGCGUUGUCCGUGCCCAUCAGGAUGCGCUUGCUGGCUGAUGGCGACGCGACCCACUUGGCCGCCCUGACAUUUUCAGAGAAGAUGUUCUCUGCGCGUGCUGCCUCUGGCGCUGAGUCCUUCUGGCAGUUCGCAGAAAAAACGCGCCGCUUGACCAGCGCGGAGAACUGUUUCGCCAAACAAGAACCAGCGUCGAAGCUGGAGGCCGCGCUGAAGGCCCACGGCCUCCAGUUCAAAGGAAAAGCGCGUACCGCUGCAACCGCCGCGGCGCUGAAAGGUCAGGGUUUGUUCGUUUUCAUCAUGAACGGUUUCCGCGUGGCCCGCUUGACGGGCGACGCCCCGAAGGACGAGAAACCGUCCGUGAUCCGGGUCAUCGGGCGCGAUGGGAAGGCGCCAGCGAUGCUCCACGCUCUCUUCAAGAAAAUGGAGCUCGUCGAGUGCAUCUUCCACGCGGCGCUUCUCAUGGACAAGGGAGUGGGAAACGACAUGGCGGCAUUUAAGACGCCUCUCCACAUCCUCCAGAAGUUCGAUGCCUCUGGCGCGGAUGGGCUCGUGGCAUCGCACCGCGCGUCCGACUCAGGCGGCGGCGCCGACGAGAUGGAGACAUUGUUUGCGCUCCACGUGGCUGAGCAUCGGGACGCCGUGGAUGUCAAGACGGAGGCGAUGAUCGAUGUCGCGUGGCCUCUGUGUUCGAGCGCUUUCGACGACGAAAUUGCCGAGCUUGCCCAGCAGGAGUUGCAGUGCAGCACCACUGGGUUCGUCUGGCGCACGCACCUCACCGAGACCAGCCAGGGCGUUGGUGCCAGGUACCGCGCCUUCGUGGCCGCGUGCACGGGCGGGCCGAUCCCCGCCGACCCCGAGCUGGAUGCAAAUCUCGUCUUGUCGGGGAUGUCCGAGCUCGGGGGCGAGCAAAAGGAAGAGCUCCAGAAGCUCCAGGAGCAGCUCAAGCAGCUGCGCAGGAGAACUCUGGAGUUCGUCACUUUGCCGUCUGUCGGCGCUGCCUCUGGCGCGGAGUACGCAGUGGCGCAGAUGCAGAGUUUGUGGGGUGUGCUCAGCCUCGGGCGCUGCUUCGGGCGGAAGAAGAACGACGUUCGCGCGUUCAUCCUCUCAGCGGAACUGUUCCCGCGCAACGUCGUCAAGCAAGGCGGCAAGGCGAGGAUGAGCGAGCAGAUGGCGUGUGACGAGGCGAAGUCCAAGCGCGUCAUCGAGUUCUUCUUGCAGAAGAGGCAAAAGGAUGAUAUCCUCAUCUUCCUCGACGGCAGGAGCCGCGCGAACCGCCGGGUCACUGAGUCCUUCGAGACGAGGCUGGAGUCAGGAGGCCCCCGCGCGCACGUCGAGUGCCGGUUCGUGCACGAGCAACCGACGAAGAAGGAGGGCCCGCGGUCCGCGGCCAGGGCGUCGAGCUACACGAAGAACAACAGGGGGGCGGCCAUUUUCUCGAUGCCACUCAAGGGCCCGCCGCGGAAAGUGGUGCACCGUGCGGAGUUCAACGCGCGCGGGGAGUCCUCGACCGCAGACGCGUCAUACAGCGGCAUCCCAACGCGGCGUUUCUCCGAGCUCCCUCGCAUGGACCACGAGACGAAGACGAGCAUCUUGGGGGGCAUCGACUCGAAGGGCCACCCGUUCUCGCGCAGCGAGGUGAAGCCGCGCAGCCUGUGGCAGACUCUCGUGGAGCACCACGAAGUGACCCGCGUCGUGGACUUCACUCCAGGUUCUGGCGCUUUGGCCGUUGCUGCCUCUGGCGCAAUGGAGUGCGAAGGCAUCGCUGCCAACGAUGCGCGCCGGGACAGGCUCGACUCCAUCGUGGACAGGCGCGCGAUGCACAUGGUGGGCCACGACGAGGGGCGCGCGGAGCAAUUGGGCGGCGACGCCGAGUUCGUCGAGAAAGCCAGCAAGUGUUUCAGCGGAACCACGAUGGAGGCAAAACGUCUGCUGAUGCCAGUGGCCGGGGACGGCGAGGAUGAGGAGGAGGAGGGGGAUGGCGCGAGCUCGAGCGACGAGUCGGCGGGCAUUUGA
This is a messenger RNA of Prorocentrum cordatum, 2361 nucleotides long. NCBI's taxonomy places the organism in Eukaryota, Dinophyceae, Prorocentrales, Prorocentraceae. The record is from the annotation of a GenBank genome assembly.